AUGGCCGCCAGAGUUUCUCGAAGCCUGUCACAGGUCAAUCGCCGUGUUUUUGCUGCGCUGUCAUUCCGCGCGAUACCUCGCAUUGCGAAUGCCACUGCUCGCGCUGGCUUAUUGGCACAUCGCAAUACCAGGAGCCUGGCCCCUUGGACCUGCCGCGUAACACAGGCCAAUGUCGCGCGAUAUUCCCAUACAGAUUCUGCCUCAUCAAGCCACCCAUACGCUUCCAUUCCGGACGCGACCGCUUACAAGGGGUCGAGUAUCACGGAGAAACAUUGGAUGAGCAAGGACAUGGCAGUUGUGGACGCUUUAAUUGAACCGAAAGCUAUCUUGCAAUUCUUCCAAUUCACGACAUCUGGUGUUCUACCUAACGGGAAGAAGACCGAUUUAGCUUUACUCACUGAAGAUGAAGUCCCUCUGCUCGUGGCCCCGAGUUCAGAGUGGGCGCCUGCGCCGUUCAACAAGGACAGCCUUUCAACUAUGCAGAAAGCAAUAGAGCGGAUCACGAAUCAAGAGAACUUGAGUGGGGUGUGCAAGAUUGGGCACAAUAUUCACUUCCUCAAAAGUCGCCUCUGGGGAGGCCUUCCCCCUGUGCCCGCCUCGCGCUGGCGAGAAAAGGAUCUCAACAACCCGGACCAUUUCGCCAUCGCCCAUGAAUACCUGACCUCCGUCAUUGCCGUCUUUGAGUACUUGAAUAUCCCCCAGAUCCGAACUAACAUGUGCGAUACCUUCAACAAAAUAUCUGGUGAUUUCGGAGAAUUACAGGACGCCUUGAAUGCACGGCGCAAGGUCCAAGGCAGCCUAGCUAAAGAGAAGAUUGACCUUACGGCUCUCUGGGAACAAUUCAUUCGCGCACAGUAUGAAGUCAUGACCAGCACCGCACACUCCUGGGUCCUGGCCCGUGUUGCCGAAUUACGUGAACAGACAAUGGGCAGUUUCAAUGCGAUCUGGGCUGACAAUCCAGAAGGCCCAGAAAUGCAAAUUUUCUCGAAGCGAUGGUUCGACCUCAUUAGUGUCACCUCGAUGGCAGACUUUAACAUAUGGAUACAUAUGGACGGUUACAGGGGCUACCAUCCGCCCUCUGAGAUUGUCGCUGGGCUUCACAAUCCCGACCUAAAAGACCAAGACAAGAACUACGGGUUCUCCAAGCUUCUAUCUGAGCGACUCGAACAAUGUAUCAUUGCUCAGAACGAGGCUGCGAAGGUUCAGGGUCCAAGCGCGACGCAGAGUGACGCAGCCCGCCUCGAGCGUCUUUCUCUUAGUACAGUAGUGCAGGAUGAACUGCGUGAAAAGAUACGCGGCCGAGUACCAUCGCCAAAGCCAGCUGUACAGCCCUGGAUCCAGCAACUCCUUCGGGUGCAGGAGAUGAUGCAGCAGGGGCAGGAGAGUGACUAUGGCUUCGGAUUAGCGAUCUACCGCGCAGCGCACAAAUUAUCCGAUGAACAGUGGGAAAGCGUACAGCGGGAGGUGGAAGCUCACUUAAUGUCAUGGAGUGAUGACAUCCAGCGUGCUGACGAGCUCAGACCACUAUUUAAACUGCAUUGGUUCGACUGCAAGGAACUAGGCUUUGACGCAACCAAGCCUGUAUCAGCAGCAAGAAGUCAUUUCCAACAGAUCCGGUCCUCGGACGAGUGGAGCCAUAAAAUAGCACCAUCUCUUUUCCUUCUCAUCGAUCACUUCAAUGUAGCCUCAUAUGUCGACCAUGAAUAUCGCGCCUCUUUCACGAAAGACAAAGGCUUCCUCAAAGGUGACUUUCAAGGUCAUGUACUUGCUGUCGACGCCGACUUCGAUGACAGUGCCACUAAAAAUGAGAGCGCAGACGGCAUGGCCAAUGAAGGCCCCCAGGAAGAUGGCCCUGAGUACCCGGGUCAGAUGCGCAUCCUGGGGAACCUAGUCUGGAGCGAGCUCUAUCCUAUGAUGAUGCUGCAGUCUGUGAGACUUCUGAAUUUCUGGCUGCAGGCACGGGAGCAUCCGUGGAAGGCAUAUACGGGGCCCACAGUGCCGAGUCAAAUUGAGCAAUGGGAGGAGCGGAAUGCCAUCAAGGCAUAUAUGAUGGAUGGCUUUAUGGAGUUUUUAAAGCAGAAAGACCCCACCUUAGCAGAAAAGGUAAAGGAGUAUAGGAAGGAUGGGGUCCUUUAG
Penicillium pulvis is the source of this 2136-nucleotide messenger RNA. RefSeq lists its product as uncharacterized. The record is from RefSeq and is a predicted model, not a curated record. The coding region runs from base 1 to 2136 and encodes 711 amino acids. Lineage: Eukaryota; Fungi; Ascomycota; Eurotiomycetes; Eurotiales; Aspergillaceae. The transcript is spliced from 3 exons.